GUGGGACGGGAUAAUAUUAUCAGUAAAACUUGAAAAUUAAAAUUAUUUCAUCAUCAUAAUACAUACAUCUACCGGUACAAAAUUUCUUGAAAUAGUUCGCUAAUUCAACUCCCACAGCAUCUCCAAUAUGUUUCGCAAGACGUGAGCAGUUCAAUUUCAAUUUCCAAAAUGUCCAAAAUACUUUCCACAAUGCAGAUUAUAACGUUGAUGAAACGACGACCUCCGGUCACAGUUCUAUUCCGAUCCAUCAGCACCGAAAUAUGGAACAAUCAUCUUGAUCUAGAGACUCGAAAAAAAAUCGAAGGUUACUGGAAGAAACAGUUCUCAAACGACAAUCUAUUCGACAAGAACAAUUUGAACGAUAAAUUCUAUGUUUUAUCCAUGUUUCCUUACCCUUCCGGUAAUCUGCACAUGGGUCACGUUCGAGUAUACACGAUCUCAGAUACCAUUGCAAGAUUCCAUAGAAUGAAUGGUAAAAAUGUGUAUCAACCCAUAGGAUGGGAUGCUUUCGGUUUACCGGCUGAAAACGCAGCUUUCGAACGUGGUAUAGCUCCAGAUGAAUGGACUCGUAAGAACAUAAGUCAAAUGAAAUCUCAUCUUGAUAGUCUUCAUUUAACGUUCGAUUGGGAUUCCGAAUUAUCUACCUGUGAUCCGAGAUAUUACCGUUGGACGCAGUACAUAUUCUUGAAAAUGUACGAAGCUGGGCUAGUGUAUCAGAAAAAGGCUCUGGUCAAUUGGGAUCCUGUUGAUGAAACUGUAUUGGCUGAAGAACAAGUUGACGAAGAAGGGAAAUCCUGGAGAUCAGGAGCUAAAGUUGAGAAAAAAGUUUUAAAGCAGUGGUUCAUCAGAACUACGAAAUUUGCCAAGAACUUACGAGAUGGUUUGAACGAUAAAUCGCUCGUGAAUUGGAAAGAUAUAAUUGACGUACAGAAGAACUGGAUCGGCGAAUGCAACGGUUACUCUUUCGAAUUACCGAUCGAAAACCGAACCGAUGGAGCUUCCUUGAACGUCUGGGUCACCGAACCUAAAUCUAUAUUAUUCGCAGAGUUUAUCGUAGUAAAACCAAACAGCAUGAUUGAUAUUUUAGCUGGAAGUUCUCAAGAGAAAGAUGGUCAACUAGAUUUGAACGUUAUCAAUCCUUUCACUAAAACCAAAAUACCAAUAUUUGUAUCCGACGAAGUCGAGUACCCUUUCGGUAGAGAUGUUUAUGUCGGAGUUCCCAGCAAAAUAGAUUUGGAUAAAGAAUUCGCUCUGAAAAAGGGCUUAAAGUUGUCUGAAUUUUCAUCAGAACGAAUUUAUGACGAUGAUGAAAUUUGUAGAAUAGCUCAACAAAUGCAAAUUGGCGGAUACCCUGUUAGUAGCAAGUUGAAUGAUUGGUUAAUAUCUCGUCAAAGGUAUUGGGGUACUCCGAUACCGAUUGUGCAUUGUUCAACUUGUGGUCCGCAACCUGUACCAUAUGAUCAGCUACCAGUAACGUUACCAUCGCUUCCGAAAGAUCAUCCUGUUGGUAAAGGUCUUCAUAAAAUACUGGAAGAGUCUGAUUGGAAAAAUACCUCGUGCCCGAAAUGCGGCGGAAAAGCUUCUAAAGAAUGUGAUACAAUGGAUACUUUUGUAGACUCGAGUUGGUACUAUUUACGAUAUCCAGAGGUGAAUAAUACGUCAGAACCAUUCAGUGAAAAAACUGCUAGUCAAAUGAUGCCCGUUGAUGUUUAUGUCGGUGGAAAAGAACAUGCUGUUCUGCAUUUAUAUUACGCUCGAUUCGUGAGUCAUUUCUUGCAUUCCAUCGGAUUACUCAAACAUCGAGAGCCAUUUCAAAGACUUCUGUGUCAAGGUAUGGUUAAAGGAUUAACAUACAAAAACUCGGAAGGAAGAUACUUUAAACCUAGUGAAGUAGAAGUAAAGUUGCCUGGUAAAAAAGCUGUUUGUAAAGAUACUAACGAAGAUCUGAUCGUAUCUUGGGAAAAAAUGAGUAAAUCAAAACACAAUGGAGUAGAACCUUCUGACGUUCUGAAUGAGUACGGUGUCGAUACAACUCGUCUGUUUUUAUUAUUCAGCGUAGCUCCAUUUUCUCAUCGCAAUUGGAACGACUCUCUAUUCUCCGAUGUCAUAACAUGGCAACAUAGAUUAUGGUUAACAAUGACAGAAUUUCUUAAAUGUAGAAAUACUCCGCUAGAAUCUGAAAUUCCUGGAUUCAAUAUGGAAGCCGAGGAACAAAAACUGAUCGCGGCACGUAAUAAAUGCGUUCGUCUUACAACGUACAACUACAAAGUAACCCAUCAAUUAGCAGCAGCAAUUACAAACUUACAAUCGUUGACCAAUACUUUGAGGAAUUCUAAACGAGAAGUCCGAAAAUACAGUAAAGAAUACGAAAAGUGUUUGGCCUAUUUUAUCAUCAUGUUGGCCCCAAUGACGCCUCAUUUCGCUGCUACUCUAUGGCAUGGUUUCACUUCAGCCCCUGGGCAUUUAUUAACUGACUGCGAUGAGAUUAAUUGGAAUGAAAAUGUCAUGAAGCAAAAAUGGCCCAAGUUAGAUAAAGAUUACAUCUUACCCUUCAAGAUCACCAUCAAUGGCGAUUCCAAAGUGUAUACUUCUAAACUACAAUAUAACUCAUUGGUUAAUUUGACACCAGAGUUAGCUUUGGAAUACGCUGUGAUGCAUCCUACAGUGAAGAAAUACGUUUAUAAAAAAGACGUUUAUGAAGUUGAACUAGAAAAGGAUGACUGCUUUGGUGCUUCAAUAAAUAUCAAAGUUAAUAAUUCGAGAUUCUACGAAGACGUCGAUAGUUCGGAUAGUGAAAGUGAAAUUGGAACGUCCAAGAGUUGAGAUUUGCGCUGCCAAGUAUUUAAAUUUUUGUACAGUUGUAUCAUUUUUAAGAAAAUGUUUCGUUUUCAA
Messenger RNA from Planococcus citri (citrus mealybug), 2892 nucleotides. RefSeq names its product probable leucine--tRNA ligase, mitochondrial. The transcript has 11 exons. Gene Ontology annotation, biological process: leucyl-tRNA aminoacylation; mitochondrial translation. Gene Ontology annotation, cellular component: mitochondrion. The record is from RefSeq and is a predicted model, not a curated record. NCBI's taxonomy places the organism in Eukaryota, Metazoa, Arthropoda, Insecta, Hemiptera, Pseudococcidae. Gene Ontology annotation, molecular function: leucine-tRNA ligase activity; ATP binding; aminoacyl-tRNA deacylase activity. Bases 169 to 2823 code for a protein of 884 amino acids.